Pseudoliparis swirei is the source of this 3199-nucleotide messenger RNA. RefSeq lists its product as uncharacterized. NCBI's taxonomy places the organism in Eukaryota, Metazoa, Chordata, Actinopteri, Perciformes, Liparidae. Bases 528 to 1214 code for a protein of 228 amino acids. The record is from RefSeq and is a predicted model, not a curated record. The transcript has 5 exons. Gene Ontology annotation, cellular component: cytoplasm.
GGCAUGUGGAGGAGAUAAGAAAAGAAAGUGCAGGAAGGAGGAGAUAGAUGCAGUGAUGUCAGUCCGGCCCACUCCUCAGUACAAAAUGCAGCCGAGCGGAGCUCAGCCUGCAUACCACUGCUGCUGACGACCGCUUUCUGAUCCCACACACACACACACACACAAGGGCACACUUUGCUCACGUCACACACUCAUCAUACCGCUCUCACAGAGGCGCCGGAGCUCAGAGCAGCGCUGGAAGAAGCAACCGGCUGGCAGCCACUGACAAUCUUCAGAGCUCAGUCAAUCCAGACCCACUGGGCCUUCACCUCCUCCAGCACAGAGGAAGGGGACUUGACAAAAGGACACAGCAGUGACCUCCAGCAGUUAGACCGCACCCGAUCCCACAUCCCUCAGAGAAAAGGGGAACCUGACUCUGGGACAGGAAAAAGGAGCGAUCGUACCCCACCGCUGAAACUCGACCCCGCCGGACGGAGAGACAGAAGGAGGAGGGUGGGGUGACCGACCGUCUCCGACAAGGAGGAGAGAUGCUGGCCAAAAUCCUGGAGGACAUGUGGGUGGAGCCCGAGGUGCUGGAGGCCCUCAGUGAGGAGCAGAAGAGGAUCCUCUUCCUGAAGAUGAGAGAGGAGCAGGUACGCCGCUGGAGAGAGCGCGAGGAGAAGGAGGAGACGGAGGAGACGGAGGAGACGGAGGAGAAGGAGGAGAGAGAGAACGGCGACGGGCCAAAGAAAGCGGCCGACAACAAACACGUGAGGUGGCUGCUGGGUCGGGACGGAGACGUGAGCGUCAUUGUGAUCGGAGAGGUGGACGAGUUCAGGUCCUCCAAACUCCUCCAGAGGCUCAUGAACGACAGAGUCCAGACGGCGGACUCGCUGUCAGGCAGAGAGGCCCAGGAGCUGUCCGAGGAGGACCCCGCCGAGGACAGCGACGGCGAAUCGGGCGGCAGCUCGGACAACCACGGCGACUGGACGCCGCUCAGCGAGCCCCAUCUCUGCGACCGCGGCGAGCGACCCCCGCUCAGGGCCCAGCUGUCAGAGACGGAGGGGGCCGGCCCACAGGACGCAGAGACGUCGCACUACGGCGGCCGCGUGGCGCAGCUGAGGAAGGCGUUCGCGGAGGAUCCUCGCAGCGCGCCGGCCAACGCCAAACCUCCCGUGCCCACCAAGCCGGCCCACCUCCAGAAAAGCGUCGCCCCCUCGAUCCCCUCGAACUGAAGGCGACGCGGAGGCAGAGCCGAGGGCUCCGCCGGACACCCGCCGGACCGGGAGAGAAGGAAUCCUCCCUUGAGCCUGAGAGACGCUUUUUGUAAGGCCGCGAUGAGCCGGACCGACCCGCAGACGGAGAGGCGUCCAGGCGGAGGAGGAUGGAGGAGGAUGGAGGAGGAUGGAGGAGGAUGGAGGAGGAUGGAGGGGUGUGGGGAAGAGAGAAAGACUCGUGAAGCUUUUUCCCCACCGAAAAGUCGACCUGAAUGAGAAAAUGAAGCAUCUUUAGUGUUGCCGAGUUCAAAUAAGCUUCACAUCGUUUGUGUGAUUGACAGGCAGACACAGAGAUGUCUAGAGACACACACACACACACUGUUGAAUACAGGUGGCUAAACACUGUGCUGUACUUGAUGAAUGAGUGCUCGUGGUAAAUGUUCCUCCUCACGGUAAGCAGAGGCUACAUGUGUUUGAUAAAAGUCGUAUCCUUCUGUUCAUCAAUCACAAGGGUGAAGCGUUUCUUUGAGGGACAAAAUUUAAAGAACUGAAUUUAUGAUAAAUAAUAAACUGACUGGUUUUCAAAAACAGUGUGCAAUCCCUCAUGUACACACACACACACCUGAACCAGCCCUUUAAAAGUCUGCUUUCAAUGCUUUUUUUAAACAUGCGAAGGAAUCAACAGGAUACAAUCCACCAAGGUCGUGGGUAAUUAUUGUCAUGUUGGCACAAUGACACCAACUGAUGGUGAUUUGGUGGAAUUAGUGAGAAACAAUAACUAUGAGGUUAAUUAGCUGACUCCUUUUCACUCUUUAUCAUAUUCAUACUUGGAUCCAGGCUGAAAUAUCUCGACCGGAUGAGAUGACUCUGCUUGACCUCUAGCACCAACAUGUGGCCCAAUAUUGUUGUUUAUGGCCAAAUAACUGUUGGCAGACCCACCCUGUACUUUGUGUUCAUGGCUAAUGAGCAAAUAUUACCAUUCCAACAUGCUAAUGAUGGUGAACGUAGCAAAAAUGGACAGCAGCUAAAUGUGUUGCGGUCAUCCUGUGAGCGUUCUGCGCGCUGACCUUUGAGCAUUUAGCUCGAGGCGCUGCUGCAGACACUCGGGGGGGGAUCUUUGCAGACCAAAAGUAAUUUGACAGAUUAAGGCGAGCUUUGAUAAAGUUUUACAAGUUAAUUGACCCCGAAGGUUAAUUCCCGACCUUGGAAAAUAGCCAUUGGAGACUAAAUUCCGGUCACAUGGUCCACUUAGGCCUACUUGGCUUUUUUUUUUAUCAGCCACAUCACACAACCGCUACCAUGUGACGGAAAAGAAUCCAUACCGACGCCCCACGAUUAGAACUCGAUCAUCUCCGACGACAACGGAAACAACAGACGGCCUCACGCGGGCGGCCGACGGCCCUGGAAACCGAGGAAGGUGACGCUUUAAUGAGAAUGUCUUUUUAAUACGUGUAAUCCGUUACUGCGACGCACAGACGUCAACAUCCUCACUUCCUGCUUGUUUUUGGGGCCUUUCCUGUUGCCUUCAGUCAGGUCUCCAGUUAAUGAAACACAUGACUGGUCAUGGUCACGUGGUAAUCUUGGCUGGGGUAAGAAAAUUGACUUUUUGGCCCUUAAAAGCACACAUCUUUUGGGCUGACCGACCUGCAUUGCCAUGAAUUUGGAACGGGUAUACAAAGAUUUUUUUUUUGGAGUCAACACUCUCACCCCGUGGCUAAUGUCUCAAUUCGACUCCAGUGUGCAGACUUUAAAGAACGGUGACGGCGUUCACUGGACACAAAAUUCCAACGACUGCACUGCAGCACGAAAGGGACAUCAGAUGCGUGGAAAAAAAGGCAAAUCCUUCUUGUAAGGACACGUGAUACCCGUGAGAGAUGUGGCAGUGCUUCAUCUUAAAGGGUUUGAGCUGAGGUUAUACUACCUAACGACUGGGUCACAUGAUCCCUUUACAUGGUCACUAAUUCCCUGAUAAACCUUUUUUUGUAAUACACCUUUUACUUGUA